Pyrus x bretschneideri (Chinese white pear) is the source of this 1179-nucleotide messenger RNA. RefSeq lists its product as uncharacterized. The record is from RefSeq and is a predicted model, not a curated record. NCBI's taxonomy places the organism in Eukaryota, Viridiplantae, Streptophyta, Magnoliopsida, Rosales, Rosaceae. Gene Ontology annotation, molecular function: zinc ion binding. Bases 1 to 1179 code for a protein of 392 amino acids. The transcript has 5 exons.
AUGUCAUCAUCAUAUAUUCUUUUUUCAUGCAUUUCCAAGGUGACAAAUUAUACAGAAUUGCAAAGAUUGGCCAGGGUAUUUGUUGAGAUCUUCUAUGUGGGUCAUGAUGCAAGCAAGGAGUUUGGCAGUCAAUUCUUUUUGGAGUGGCCUACUUUGGAUGAUGAUGAGUUUAACUUGGAUGGUUUUGGCGAGAUUGGUAUUAAUCAAGCAACUGACACUGACAAAGCCGCGAAGAAGAAUCCAAGGUCGGAUACCUUUGUUAUAAAAACCCUGCAAUUAGAGCACCAAUGUGGGAGGGUUGACAAACUUUUAUGUGCAAAUUCAAGAUGGCUUUCAGAGCACUAUAUAGACAUACUUAGAACAAAUCCAAAUUGGGAUGUCGAUGACAUCAUGGCCGAGGUUAGAAGAGAGUUCAACUUAGUGGUUACUAGAAACCAAGUUUUCAGAGCUAAAAGGCUUACCAGAGAAGUGAUUGAAGGUAGUUAUGUGAAGCAAUAUGCACGAUUAUGGGACUAUGUGGAAAAGCUUAAGAAGGCCAACGUAGGUGGCAAAAUCAAGAUUUUGACAGCUAUUGGGAUUAACUUAAAUAAUGGUUUAUUCCCAAUAGCUUAUGCAAUUGUUGAAAUAGAAAACAAAAGCACUUGGGUUUGGUUUUUGGAGCUUUUGAUUGCUAAUUUGAAAAUUAAGACUGACCUAGCAUGGGCUUUUAGGCCUAUCUUGGGACUUCUAGAUAACAUCAACAAGUAUAUCAUGCUUAGGAUGGCCAAUAGAAGAGCUGCUAGGAGGAAUUGGAAGCAUCCAGAUGGUCCAAGGAUUUUCAAGAUAAUUGAGAAAAGUAAAGUGGAAAGUACUUAUUGUAUUCGUAAGAUGGUUGGUGAGAAUGAGCACCUAGUACAGCACUUAAGUGGUAGACAGUUUGUAGUGAACUUGAAGGAGUCUACUUGCUCAUGCAAGAGAUGGGAUUUAUGUGGGAUCCCAUGCUCACAUGCAAUUGCUUGUAUAUUCGCCAAAGAUGAGAGUGUUUACGCCUAUGUCUAUGACUGCUACAAGAAGGAAGCUUACUUGAACUCUUAUGAUCCUAUAAUCUACCCCAUUCCUGGAAUGGAUUUGUGGGAUAGGACGGAUUUAACUCCAUUGAAACCUCCAAUAUGCAAGAAGCAACUUGGCAGGCCAAACUGA